AUGCAGAGAGACACACCUCUCCCUAAACCACUUAUGGUCAAACCUAACUUCACCGUGAACUCUAUGGAGACUAGAUACAAACCUCCCUUUUCUGACAAGCCUCAGUGGAGGACCAACUCGAGAGUUGUUGCUUCAGGAGUGACACUGCCCAGUCAUAUUGCCCAAAGCGGUACAGCCCUGCAGCCGGUGGGUUAUAAAGGACUGCAAGACAACAGCACAGAUACACAAGCCCGUACUGGCUUCACAGGACCUUUGAACGUCCGUUCAGAAGGAAAAAGAGACUUUAGUAGCAUUGACAUGGGCUCAGAUAGAACCAGACCCCUGAGUCCUCCAAAACUUCCUGUAAUGCAGAAACCCAGUUUACCAAAAGAUAUCACUGCUUCACCACUGUCUGAACAGCACAACUGUGCUUUGUUUGUGCCAAAGAUGAAUCCUCUCCCCAGUGUGUUUGCUUUAGGAAUGAGUCCUGCUAAACCACAGCGACCCCCAUAUGUUAACCUUGCCAUGUUCAGAGGAAACGUAUCUAACACCUGCAACUCGGAGCAAUUUUUCCCACUCUCACCACCACCUGAACACCCGUCAAUCACAUAUGUGACUCCGCCCCCACCAGCAGACUUUACAUUUCCACCUGCACCCCUUCCCAUGGAUCCAGUACUCAUGGAGGAUCAUUAUGAUGAUGUGGAGUUCACAGAUACAACACAAUCUUCACUAGGUAUAAGCAGCAUUGAUCCUGAGGAGUCGGAUGAGGAGACAUACAUGGAUCUAGAUGAAAGCUGGCCAGAAAACAAGAAAGAACCCAUGGAGGAAACAAAACAACAGGAAUCCAAGGAAGAGAAGAAAAAGCUUGAAAAAGAAGAGAAGAAACGCUUAGAGCUGGAGAAGAAACUGAAAAAGGAAAGAGAGAAAAGAGAGCAGGAAGCCAGAAAAAAGUUCAAAAUCAAGGGUCCGAUUGCUGUGGUUGAAACAGUGAAGGCCCAAGUGGAAGUCAAGGGUGGGAAGAACAAGCUUCCACUGAAGCACGGAGAGACUAUCGAAAUCGUGUGCAAAAUAGGAUACCCAAAAGACAACUGGCUCGCUCGAAACAGUGAAGGCCACUAUGGUUUUGUGAAGCCUGACACAGUUGCUGUUGAGAGUGGUGACAUGAUAUACACACAAGACGUGUAUGAUGAUGCUGGGGUGGAUGAUGAAGACAUCAAUCUACCAGAAGAUUCACCAACUGAUUUCAGCUUCCCCCCUCCACCUCCUGCAGAUCAGCUUGAAUCUAAUGGUGGAGGAGCCACUGAGGAAACAUAUGACGAUAUUUCAACAAACUUUCCUCCACCUCCAUCUCCCAACUGUAUUCGAAGGUUCAGCUCAACAAGCAAGACAGAGGAGAUGGACCCAAAAGCAAAGAAAAAGUUUGAAAAAGAGGAGAAAGAGUUUAGGAAGAAGUUUAAAUAUAAUGGAGAAAUCAGAGUGCUGUAUCAAGGUACUGUUCUACCAUCACUGUCCAUAAAGAAGUUUGGUAACAAAGAUUUGCCGGUCAAACCCGGAGAGAUCAUAGAUGUAAUAGUUUGUCCAGUCGGUGGCAAAUUUAUCGGCCGGAACAGCGAAGGCAAAUGUGACAUGCAGGUGUCGCGAGUGCAGCGCAUCACCAGCACAUCAGAAGUGCAGCACGAGCGCAUCGUACAGACAUGUCCGAGCCUGAACCUUUAUUUCCGCCGCCAAAGCAGCGUUGAUGGUUACCCAGUCUGUAAAGUUUGUCGCAAAAAAGGAACGGUUCAGACUGGAAACGCUUCAAACCUUAAGCACCUUCUUUGGAGCACCAUCCCACGGAAUCUUUGGAGAUGA
This is a messenger RNA of Myxocyprinus asiaticus (Chinese sucker), 1830 nucleotides long. RefSeq names its product FYN-binding protein 1. NCBI's taxonomy places the organism in Eukaryota, Metazoa, Chordata, Actinopteri, Cypriniformes, Catostomidae. Gene Ontology annotation, biological process: T cell receptor signaling pathway; protein localization to plasma membrane; integrin-mediated signaling pathway. Gene Ontology annotation, molecular function: protein binding. Gene Ontology annotation, cellular component: plasma membrane. The transcript has 14 exons. The record is from RefSeq and is a predicted model, not a curated record. The coding region runs from base 1 to 1830 and encodes 609 amino acids.